Messenger RNA from Cheilinus undulatus (humphead wrasse), 1304 nucleotides. RefSeq lists its product as uncharacterized. Gene Ontology annotation, cellular component: external side of plasma membrane. The transcript is spliced from 4 exons. Gene Ontology annotation, biological process: T cell costimulation; cellular response to lipopolysaccharide; immune response. The record is from RefSeq and is a predicted model, not a curated record. Lineage: Eukaryota; Metazoa; Chordata; Actinopteri; Labriformes; Labridae. The coding region runs from base 129 to 764 and encodes 211 amino acids.
GUGUUGUACUCCCAGACUGGGACGUUGGAACACAUUACAGUUUUAAAGAAAACGGACUAUUUCAACAUGUGGACCGACUUAACAGCCUCAGACCAGGAGCGUCUCUGCUGGUCUGUCCCAAUGAGACCAUGUCUGCACCAGAAGGAGGGAACAUCACAAUCAAAGUCCACAUGGUUCUUCAGAGGGACUUGACCGAGAAUUCAGUGGACGUGACGAGACCUGACCUCAAGCGCGCGUGCGUCCAUGAAUACCGUAACAGGCGGAGCUAUCUCUCAAGUCAGAGUCCUCAGUAUAGAGGCAGGACCACCUUCGAUGAUGAACACCUGCACAAUGGAACCAUGGUUCUGAUAAUCUCUAAUGUAACCUGGGCUGAUAGUGGACUGUACAGAUUCGUGGUCCCACCACUAGGGGUCUGUACCGUCAGAGUCAGCGUGGUCAAUGAUUCCAGAACCACUGAGCCUCCAGAGACCAGCUCAGCUGGGACAAAUCACCACGGUAACCACUCAGAUGCUCUGAAGGAGGAUCCGCUCUGGAAAACUGUCCUGAUUUGGUCUGGAGUUGUUGCCUCCAUUGUCUUGGUUUCUGCUGCUGCUGCUGUGUUUUUCCUGUGGAAGUCUGGAAAGUUCAAGAAUCUGAAGUGCCAGCUCAGACAGUGGAGAAGACGUGAAGCUGAACGGACUCAGAACAGCCAUGAAAUGAAGAGUUUGAGGGAUGAAGAUGCAAACCACGCUGCUGAUGAAGCGUCCUGUGAGAGAGAUGUUUAACAACCAUCCAUGACAGCAGACACUGACCAAAAAUCAUUGCAUUAAUAGAAACAUGGCUCUCAGAAGACACAAAAGCUCUUGAUGAAUUUCCACAGUAGAAGAAUCCACAAACAGGUGUAGGGGUGGUCAUUUAUAUCUGACUACUACAGACUACGACUUUAUACAUAGAAAUGGUGACUUUAACAUCAAUCUUUUAACAGAGAAACAAAUCUUCCAACACAGAACUUUCUAGAUUCUAACUCUUUCUACCCUAUUAUUCAUAAACCCAGCAGAGUGAUGACAAAUCAGCUACACUAAUAGAUAAUAUUGUCACUAAUUCAAUCAAUCAAGUCCUCCAAUCAGGUCAACUAUAUACAGACCUCUCAGAUCAUUUCCCCAUCCUACUGUUUUCAGGACAGGAAACUGAACUUAUGCUCUCAGUACACGGUUUCAUCCAAACAAAUUAUCAAUCAAUUUAAAAAAAAUGUAAUUCAGUUUUAUUUCUGGGAAAGAAAAAAAUACAACACUGACAAAUGUAACGCUUUUAUCAGUGGUUUUCAA